Molecule: messenger RNA, 2229 nt
Organism: Clupea harengus (Atlantic herring)
Lineage: Eukaryota; Metazoa; Chordata; Actinopteri; Clupeiformes; Clupeidae
Product: interferon-inducible GTPase 5-like
Exons: 4
Coding region: 1-2229 (742 amino acids)
Source: RefSeq, a predicted model, not a curated record
AUGUUGGAGCGUGACCUAUCACUACCCCUGGAUCGCCUGCGUGUUCCUGCUCACCUGACAUCACAGGGGGCCCAGCGGGAAACAACUGAUCAGCUACGCGACCGAGUCUCAGCACGACAGCAGGCAACUAAACAGCGCUUUGACCGGUCCCACAGGGCCAAACACCCAGCUUUUACCAUUCGGGACUGGACGGAACGCGGUGGCAUGCACGCCGCCUCCGCAAAGUGGCCCCACCUACCGCAGAAGACCUGUAGGCCAGCCGAGAUCCAGUUCCGGACUCUGGUGGACCAGUUAAUCCUGCAGCAUGACCAGUCCAUGCCUAUCACGGCUGAUCAACAGGAUGAUGUCAGUGUACUAAAGGAUUCUAGUGAACAGACCUGGGAGCGGGCCAUUGCCAAAGCCAGAGAAGUUGUUGAUAGGUUAGAUAAUGUCACUCUCAAUAUUGCUGUGACAGGGGAGACAGGGGCAGGAAAGUCCUCCUUCGUUAAUGCCAUCAGAGGUGUUCAAGAUACUGAUGAAGGAGCUGCACCCACUGAUGUCGAAGAAUGCACCAUGAAGCCCACCAUGUACCCCCACCCAACCAUGCCCAAUGUGAAGAUCUGGGACCUGCCAGGCACAGGGGGAACAAAAGUAAGCUACAAAUACCAAAACUAUGACUUCUUUAUCAUAGUAAGUGCAACAAGAUUCAAAGAGAGUGAAAUCAUGUUGGCAAAUGAAAUCAAGAAAAAUAAGAGGAAAUUCUACUUUGUUCGCACAAAGACUGACUUUGAUGUAGCAAAUGAAGAGAGAAAGAAAGUAUCAGAGGAGGCAACACUUCAGAAAAUACGGAACAACUGUGAGGAUAAUCUCAGGAUAUUGGGAUCCCCUCCUGUCUUCCUCAUUACAUCCCAUGACUUGGAAAGGUUUGACUUCCAUAAACUGGUAAAUACUCUGAAGAGUGACCUUCCAGAUCACAAAAGAUAUGCUCUGGUUAUGAGUUUGCCUGUUUAUUCCAUGGAGUCUCUUGACAGGAAAUACAAUACACUCAAGGACACAAUAUGGGCUGUGGCCUUCACAUCAGGUGCCAUAUCAGCAAUGAUGGCUGAUCAACAGGAUGAUCUCCGUGCUUUACUAAAUGAUUAUGGUGAAUCAACCUGGGAGCGGGCCAUUGUCAAAGCCAGAGAAGAAGCUGAUAGGUUAGAUAAUGUCACUCUCAACAUUGCUGUGACAGGAAAUGUUGGGUCAGGAAAGUCCUCCUUCAUUAACGCCAUCAGAGGUCUUCAAGAUACUGAUGAAGGAGCUGCACCCACUGGGGAGGUAGAAACCAGCAUGGAGCCCACCAUGUACCCCCACCCAACCAUGCCCAAUGUGAACUUCUGGGACCUGCCAGGUGUAGGGAGCUCAAAGUUCAAAGCAGAAACCUAUCUGAAAGAUGUCAAAUACCAAAACUAUGACUUCUUUAUCAUAGUAAGUGCAUUACGAUUCAAGGACACUGACAUGAUGCUGGCAAAUGAAUUCAAGAAAAAGAAGAAGAAUUUUUACUUUGUUCGCACAAUGACUGACAAUGAUGUAACACAAGAAGAGAGAAAGGGAGUAAGAGAGGAGCAAACACUUCAGAAAAUACGGAACAACUGUCUGGAAAAUCUCAGAACAUUGGGACCCCCUCCUGUCUUCCUCAUUACAUCCCGUAACCCAAAAAGGUUUGACUUCCAGGAACUGCAAAAGGAUCUGGAGAGAGGCCUUCCAGAAUACAAGAGAGAUGCUCUGGUUAUGAGUUUGCCUGUUUAUUCCAAAGAGUGUCUUGAGCAGAAAUACAGUACAUUCAAGAAAGUAGUUUGGGCUGUGGCCAUCACAUCAGGUGCCAUAGCGACAGCCACAGUACCACAUCUGUCACUAGCAUGUGAUGUUGCCAUGGUAGUGUUUUUCCUAUCCAAGUGCUACUAUUCAUUUGGUCUAAAUGAUGGGUCCCGUGAAAGGAUGUCACAGAGAGUAAACAAGUCAGUACUGGCAAUGGUUAGAGAAGCAUCAGUUGUCAUGGCGAUUGCUGGAAAAUCAUCGCUUAUAGCGAAAAUGGUAGCAAGACUUGUGGCAGCAGGUGUCAUUGAGGCACUGUGCAGCCGUGUGCCUGUUGUUGGCACCAUAACAGCAGCUGCAGUAUCUUUUGUUACCACACGAUCUGUGCUCCUAGAAGGGGUGAAGGAACUGUAUAGUGUAGCCAAAAGGGUGAUUGAAAUGGCAGGACUAAAGUAG